AUGCUUAUGCUUGCGAGACCGCGACCACCAGCUCAAGUCCGGCGAGCGUCGCCAUCGUACACGGCGUGUUGGAGUCCAACGCCGACGUUCUGGGAUUUGCAUGCGUUGCAUUCGUCUCAAUCUCAAGCUGUUUCAGAACUGGAUACUAGCAGUACUAACCAGUUGUACUCGCACUCACCCAACCACUCUCACUCUCACUCCCACUCACUAACCCACUCUCACUCUCACUCUCACUCGCACUCACCAACCCACUCCGACCUCGCCCGUCUCUCAGACCAGAACGCUGAACUCAUCCAGAGAUUGGAAGAGUUGGAGGAAGAGGCCGCGGUGAAGGAAAGAGCGGGGAGGAGGACCGUGGUGAGGUUGGAGAAGGAGAUUCAGGUGCUUAGAGACGAGUUGGACGAGGCGAGGCGUGAAGCUGCGGGUGCCAUGCAGAGUCCGACGAAUCAAACAGCGAGUCAAACGCAAGGGGGAAGGAGAAGAAACGCUGGCGAUAGCGAUGGUGCCGGUGCCGGUGACGGAGAACAUAAUAAUUCCUCCUCUUCCCCCUCCUCCUCUUCCCCCUCCUCCUAUUCCCAUUCCUCCUAUUCCUCCUCCUCCUCUACACUCCACCACUCCAACCCAAAUCCAAACCCAAACCCAAACCCAAUUCCAGAUUCAAUUUCCCCAAUCCUAAUCCCAAUCCUCCAAUACCUCCAAUACCUCCACUGCAAAAUCACCCAACUCGAAGACGCCAAUGUCGCGAUAUGUCGUGAACGUGAACAGCUGGAGGCGGGGUGUAGAGUCCGUGAUGUGCGGGUUGAGGGGGAGGAGAUGAGGGAAUUUCUUUGGGAGGGGGUUGAUAUUUUGGACGUCUUGAACACUUCGGACGGGGCUCCAGAUAACUAUAACUAUAACUAUGGAAGCACUCCCACUCCCACUCCCACUCCCACUCCCAUCGACUUGGAAUCCGAGCUCGUCCACAGUACACAACGCACAAAGUACACGAAGUACACGAAGUACACGAAGGAUAGAAGAAACACCGUUGUUGGGUUGUCCGAACAAGAACAAGAACCGCUCGAGGUCGAUUCUAUGUCUUUAAUUCAUUCUCGCUCCGAAUCACUAAAUUCUCGCUCCCAAUCACUCAAUGAACCCGAUGGACUCGAUGGUGGAACACCGAAAAGUGAAAUCGGAGAUCUCGAUUUCGAUUUCGAUUUCUCAUGUUUGGAUCUUGGAAUGAGUGAGCUUGGGGGGAUUGAUGUCGAUGAGGGCCUUUCUUCGCAGUAUCAAUUGCUUUCUCUUUCUCCUUCUCGUACUCCUCUUACUCCCCUUACUCCUUCUCAUACUCCUACUCCUACUCCUACUCCUACUCCUCCUUCUCCUACUCAUACUCAUACUCCUCGUUUACAAGUAUCCCCAAAAUCCACACAAACCCUAACCCCCACCUCUCCCCAUACCCAUACCCAUACCCCCACCUCUCACCCUCACCCUCCCCGCCGUCCCUCCCUUUCUCAAACCGUCAAAGCCCGGAGUCCGAGGUGGAGUUGGAGUUGGAGUUGGAGUUGGAGGUGGAGCAGGUGGAGUCCGAUUCUGAGGUUGAGCGAUAUUUUCACAUCGGCAUCGGCAUCGGCAUCUACACCAACAUCCACCUCAUCCACAUCCCCAUCCCCCUCACCCUCCCCCUCGCCCUCACCCUCAGCAUCCCCACCCUCCCCAUCAGCAACACCAACACCCAAAAUCCCCCCCCUGCAUUCAGCGCUCCUCGAAGCGUGGGCGUGGGUCCACCUCCUUGUUGUGCUGGGGGUGUUUGUGUGGGGUGUGGCCAGGCGGGGGCCGAGUGGGGUUUUGGAGUGUGGGGGACGUUGUGCGGGUGGGGGUGGUGGUGGGGAUGGGAGUGGGGGUGGAGGUGAGGGUGAUGAGGGUAAGGGUAGGGUGGGAGUGGGGGUGGAGGUGGGGGUGGGGAUGGGAGUGAGGGACAUUGUGGGGGUAGAGAUGAAGAUGGGGAGAAAUACAUAG
Molecule: messenger RNA, 1995 nt
Organism: Lentinula edodes (shiitake mushroom)
Lineage: Eukaryota; Fungi; Basidiomycota; Agaricomycetes; Agaricales; Omphalotaceae
Exons: 1
Coding region: 1-1995 (664 amino acids)
Source: RefSeq, a predicted model, not a curated record